Messenger RNA from Colossoma macropomum (tambaqui), 1855 nucleotides. It is a transcript of the gene skida1, whose product is annotated as SKI/DACH domain containing 1. The transcript has a single exon. Lineage: Eukaryota; Metazoa; Chordata; Actinopteri; Characiformes; Serrasalmidae. The coding region runs from base 25 to 1830 and encodes 601 amino acids. The record is from RefSeq and is a predicted model, not a curated record.
GAAGGUCCGGCAGCAGCAGCAGUGAUGGGAGACGUGGAGUUCGGCUUUGAGGAGAUGCAGGGGGUGAAGCUGGGCUAUCUGGUCAUCCAGGGCAAGCAGAUGUUCGCGCUGUCCCAGGUGUUCACGGACCUGCUGAAAAACAUCCCUCGCACCACGGUGCACAAGCGCAUGGACCACCUGAAGGUGCAGAAGCACCGGUGCGACCUGCGCCAGCUGCGCAAGCUCAAAGCCCUCAACUCGGUGGCCUUCCACGCCGCCAAGUGCACGCUCAUCUCCCGGGAGGACGUGGAGGCCCUGUACGUGUCCUGCAAGGCGGAGAAAGGCGGCGGCCAGAGGAGGGCGAGAGAGCGCGAGGAGGAGCGCGAGGAGGGGCCGGUGUGGCCCGGCUGGAGCCCGGCGGAGCGCGCGCUGCCCCGGCUGUACGGCGCGGCGUUCGCGCACCACCAGUGCGGCAAGACGAGGCGGAGGCGCCGCUGCUGGAGUAGGAGCAGGGGCCCGCGCCGGCUUGUGCUGCUCCCCGGCUGCUGCGCGGAGAGCUGCUGCAGCAGCAGCGACAGCGAGUCCACGUCCAGCAACAACAACGACUCGGACUUCGGCUCCAGCUUGUCCUCCAGCAGCUCGAGCGGCACGAGUACCAGCACCAACUCGGGCACGACGGACGACGAGGAGGAGGAGGACGACGACGAAGACGACGACGACGACCACGAGUGCGUCUCGUGCUCGUCCGCCGACGACAGCAGCGACGAGGAGGACAGCUCCUCCAGGUCCGACUCGAGCUCGGCCAGCAGCCGCGUCUCCUCGCAGAGCAUCCGCUUCAGGCGCGCGCGGCUCGCCAAAGCGCCCCUGCUCCUGCAGCCCACCUUCCGCUACCGGGAGAGCGAGCGAGCCAGGGCGCUGCGGCAGCUGGACGCGGACGUGGCGAGCUGGAGGAGGGCGGUGGGCAGCUGCUUCUCGGGCAGGCCGCCUCCGCACCUUCACUUUCCUCACCAGCCAAAGACGAGCGGAGUUGGGGCGGUGGGCUUCCCCUACAGCGGCACCCCCAACGCCAACGGGACGCAGAGGAUUCUAGGACUUUCGAACAGAUUCCACUCCCUGGUUUCCAGCCCAGAGCAGGACAAAGACAAGGCGAGCGCACACCACGGCGCUUUCGCGGACUGCAAACUGGCCAGCCCUGACCUCAAAGUGGCCCUCCGAACGGACGACAUCAAGACAGAAGGCGAGGAGAACGGCCACGAAAGCAGCGCUCCGUUUCCGUUCAACCACGUCAAAAUCAAAGUGGAGGACCCUCUGGACGACUACGAAUAUGCAAGCCAAGGCCUCGCCGAGCACUGCAAGAGCAACGGCCUGGAUGUAGAAAAGGAGCACUGCAAAGCGACCCCUCCUCCCCCUCCUCCAAACCAGGAGCCCUGCAGCACUUUAAACGCUCACUGUGCCGAGAAAGGAGAGCACAGGAACGGAGCGAGGGUCAGGAAAAGCCACAGGGUCCCCGUGUGGGGGAAAAAGGCAGAAAGCGCGGCCAAACCGGGCGCUAAAGCGGACAGGAGUCCUCGCUGCGCCAGCCACGAGGGAUCCGGCGAGGAGUGGACGAACCACGUCAAGCGCGGGCGGCCCACCAGCGGCCUGAAGAGGCCCUUCAACUUCAUGGCGAAUUUCCCCUCCCCGCCGUCGCUCAUCAUCGGCAACGAUGGAGAUCUGAGUCCCGCUUACUCUCUGAGCUCCUUCAGGAACAAGCAGCUGCCCCACCGCUCGCACCCCGUGUGGACAUGGCAGCUCGGUGCUUGCGUUGUACCUCCCCCUCUGAGCCAGAGACUCAGGAAAACAAUCCCUUGAACCGGUGCUUCGAGAGGGGUCUUAA